Cuscuta epithymum is the source of this 2085-nucleotide messenger RNA. The record is from the annotation of a GenBank genome assembly. Lineage: Eukaryota; Viridiplantae; Streptophyta; Magnoliopsida; Solanales; Convolvulaceae.
GCUGGUGACAGGCUGUCACCAACAAUGUAACACGCUGAUCCCCCCUCGUUUUCUUUCCAUUCUUCACACCUUCCUCCGUCUUUCCCUUCCUCCCUCUGCAACCUCCCAGCUGUUGUCUCUCUCUAGGGUGCUUUAUCUCUCUUAGGGUUUCGCACUCGUAUCGGUGGAAUCAUCGGUUCGGCGUGCGUAUUCCACGGAUCCUCCCUCUCCGACUCGUAAGCUCUAUUCUGAUUCUGAUUCCGUUCAGUCUUACUCUUGUUAUGGAAGGGACUGUAGUUUUUCUCUGUGCAUGUUGUCAGCAACGUGAAAGGAAAUAGGACGAUAAUUUUGAGCUCGAAUUCUUGCUAAGAAAUGUUCGGAUUGUACAAUGGUUAUUCCAACAAAGGAUGUCUAUCUUUGUUAUAUCGCAAUCUGCUCCUGGUGACUGAAAAUAAAGAACUAAAGAACACUAGAUUGUGGGGAAAGGUUUGACAUAAGAUUAUCAUAUGUGUUUUUUGGGGUUGAAUUUUUCUGGCAUCAAUGCUGAAAGAGAAAAGCAUGUGUGGAAUUAGUGCAUUGGGUAAUGUCCCAUUUGAAGGUACUCGGUGAUGCACUAGGUGCCUUGACAAUUUGUCUCGUUUCCCUUUUGGUCGUUCUUGGUUUGUUCUGCAUCCUGUAUUUGAUAUACUUCCACUCGUGGAUCCGUGGUCAAGCUCAUACCCAACUCGGUUAUUUCAGUGGUCCUUGGAUAGUCCGAGUCACAUUAAUACUCUUCUCGAUCUGGUGGGGCAUAGGUGAGGUUCUUCGGCUGAGUCUUUUGAGACGGGGUGGUGGGGGUUUGUUAAAUGCUCUCAACGGGAAAUUGCAGGAAACCAUUUGCAAAUGUUACAUUGUUUCGAGUCUAGGGUUUGCAGAACCAUGUUUCUUCCUCAUUGUUGUGUUCCUUCUUCGUGCAUCCCUACAGAAAUCGCUGACACUGAACCAAAAAUGGAAUGGGAAAACUGCCGUUUACGUUCUUCUCUUUUGUCUCCCAAUGUUUGUUCUUCAGAUUUUUAUCAUUUCUAUCUUACCAAAAUUUAGCCAGGUGAAAUUGCCUCACUACUUCACAAGAGCCACUUCACUACCUAAAGCAAAGGAUAGUGAUGACAUCACUCUAUGCACUUACCCUUUGCUAAGUACCAUCUGCCUCGGUCUUUUUACCGUCACUUUGACGUGCUAUUUGUUCUGGCUUGGGAGAAGGAUCCUUCACUUGGUCAUCAACAAGGGCUUGCAAAAGAGGGUUUACACUUUAGUCCUUUUGGUUUCGGGUUUCUUACCAUUGAGGGUUGUCUUUCUAGGUUUAUCCUCUUUGUGUACACCGGGAGGACUGGUCUUUGAGAUUCUUGCUUUCUUGGGGUUUCUUUCACUUUUAUGUUGUGCGGGAACGGGCAUAUGCUUGCUUGUGUACUUUCCUGUGGCCGAUUCAUUAGCCUUGAGGGAAGUGCAAAGAGAUUUUGAGGCUUUGCAUAACGACACCAUUUCUUUAAUUACUAAUCAAAGCCUUCCAGGAGGAAGCAUCCCAAAAAGGCCUGGGAGAAACUUCGAAGCGUCAGGAAAACAAGGUUCAAUUUCAUUUCGUACGUUGGAGAAGGAUGACAAUGCUUCAGGUGGGGCCUUUGUGGAAUUAAGCCUAUUCUCGUCAAGUCAGCAUUCGAGCCCUUCCAGCUCACCUCAACUUCUUGGCUGCCCAACACAAUUUUGAGGUGAAGAAAUCUGUGUGUAUAGAUAGAGUCUUUAGCUUGAUAUAAUAAGCAAUGCUCUAUUUUAGUUUCGCUUUGAAAUAUGCUACUGUAUGAUUUUAUCGCUGCCACAUAGCCCCACCUUAUUUUUCAGUGGGGUUCCUGAGCUUGUCAUUAGCUGCUAUGUUCAAGGUUUGAUUCCAAUUCAAUUCUAGUAGUCUAGCACUAAUUUUUUAUAUAGGCAAGAGAACUAUAUAAAGCCAGUAUAUGUAAUGCGUAUCGAAUGAGUGACGUCUUUCUGUAAAAAUUUGAGUCAAGUGCUUGAUAUUUAGUUCAUUUUCAUUAAAUCGUAGUGUAUAUUUUGAGACAAAAAAAGUGAAGAUUGAAA